GUUGUUUGAAGGCUUCCUCGCGCUCCUUUGCGUUGUGUAGCGGUGAAAGCUGCACUACUAAUCCCAUGCAACAUUUGAAAAACAUGUGCCGUUUAAAUACCGAGUUUCCUUUUCAAAACAUUUGUUUGUCUCAGCAGAUUGUCGGCUUUUGUCUGCUUUGUGUUGAUUGGAUCUUCUGUUUCUGAAUGGCUUUGCUUCUGCGUGCUGCUGAAAGAUGUAGAUGAUGUUCAUUGUAAUGUAUUCUGUGUUUGUCUGUCUUUACAGGUGAUGACGGUUUAAACGAGGCACAAGCAUCAUGGAUGAGGACAGUAAACCGUUACUAGGGUCAGUGCGAGCUGGGGAGUAUUACACCGAUUCAUUGGACCCCAAGCAAAGAAGGCCGUUCCAUGUGGAGCCCAGAAACAUAGUGGGAGAUGAUGCUCAGGAGCGUGUGUCCGCUGAAGCUGCGGUGCUGAGCAGCAGAGUUCAUUACUAUGGCCGUCUGACAGCCUCUUCAGACCGACUGCUGGUACCUCCAGAUCAUGUGAUUCCUUCUCCUGAGGAAAUCUAUAUCUACAGUCCACUGGGAACAGCGUUCAAAGUGCAUGGGGGCGACAGUACUGUCAAAAACCCCAGCAUUGUCACAAUCUUCGCCAUAUGGAACACCAUGAUGGGAACAUCUAUAUUAAGUAUGCCAUGGGGCAUAAAACAAGCUGGUUUCACUCUGGGCAUCAUCAUUAUUGUUCUUAUGGGCCUGCUGACGCUCUACUGCUGCUACAGAGUAUUAAAGUCCACAAAGUCCAUACCGUAUGUAGACGCCUCAGACUGGGAGUUUCCUGAUGUGUGUAAAUAUUACUUUGGGGGAUUCGGAAAAUGGUCGAGUCUUGUUUUCUCACUGGUGUCACUGAUUGGUGCGAUGGUGGUCUACUGGGUCCUCAUGUCCAACUUCCUGUUCAAUACAGGAAAAUUCAUUUACAACUAUGUUCACAAUGUCAACACAACAGAUGGUUUUGGCACAAAUGGAACAGACAGAGUGAUAUGUCCAUAUCCAAAUUUGGAUCCAGACGGGAACCGUACUCUGCAAUACUAUGCGAGUGAGAACAGCACAGGAGAGGUGUUUGAUCGCUGGUGGAGUAAAACCAACACCAUCCCGUUUUACCUCAUCGUUCUGCUGCUGCCGCUGCUCAAUUUCCGCUCCGCUUCCUUCUUCGCCAGGUUCACCUUCCUCGGCACCUUGUCAGUGGUUUAUCUCAUCUUUUUGGUCACGUAUAAAGCAAUUCGACUGGGCUUUCACCUGGAGUUCCACUGGAUUGAUUCAUCAAUGUUUUUUGUUCCAGAGUUCAGAUCGCUGUUUCCUCAGCUGAGUGGGGUUCUCACGCUAGCAUUUUUCAUUCACAACUGCAUCAUCACGCUUAUGAAGAACAACAGACAUCAGGAAAACAACGUGCGGGAUCUGUCGUUGGCGUACCUGCUGGUGGGGUUAACGUACCUCUAUGUGGGCGUGCUGAUCUUUGCUGCUUUCCCAUCACCACCGCUGUCUAAAGACUGCAUCGAACCAAACUUCCUGGAUAACUUUCCCAGCAGCGAUGUCCUGGUGUUUGUCGCGAGGACUUGUCUUCUGUUCCAGAUGACCACGGUGUAUCCUCUGCUGGGGUACCUGGUGCGCGUGCAGCUGAUGGGGCAGAUCUUCGGGGACCAUUAUCCAGGUUUCCUUCAUGUGUUUAUUCUGAACAUCUUUGUUGUGGGAGCUGGAGUCCUAAUGGCCAGGUUUUACCCCAACAUCGGCUCCAUCAUCAGGUAUUCGGGGGCCAUAUGUGGCUUGGCUCUGGUGUUUGUGCUUCCCUCUCUGAUCCACAUGAUCUCACUGAAGCGCAGAGGUGAGUUACGCUGGCCCUCCAUCAUCUUCCACAGCUUCCUCAUCCUGCUCGGGGUGGCCAAUCUGUUCGGCCAGUUCUUCAUGUAGCACGCU
Messenger RNA from Onychostoma macrolepis, 1948 nucleotides. It is a transcript of the gene slc38a9, whose product is annotated as solute carrier family 38 member 9. The record is from RefSeq and is a predicted model, not a curated record. Gene Ontology annotation, molecular function: amino acid transmembrane transporter activity. The coding region runs from base 296 to 1942 and encodes 548 amino acids. NCBI's taxonomy places the organism in Eukaryota, Metazoa, Chordata, Actinopteri, Cypriniformes, Cyprinidae. The transcript has 16 exons. Gene Ontology annotation, biological process: amino acid transmembrane transport.